AUCUGUCUUUUUAUUUUCUCCUUGUUCCUUUUCAGGCACCUGGUUAAGGUCCGAUGAGACGGUGUCUCUGAAAACGAAGCGAGCAGACUUUGCUGCUGCCUUCCUGCGCGGCAGGAUGGUGGUCGCAGGUGGACUUGGUCAUGAGCCCACAGCUUUGGACACAGUCGAGGCUUUUAACCCUCAGAAGAAGAAAUGGGAACCUUUAGCCCCCAUGAAUUUCCCCAGAUGCUCUGCCUCUUCCAUCGUUAUCAAAGACCGCCUCCUGGUGGUGGGAGGAGUUAACCAGGUUCCCAGCUCAGCCCAUGAGAUCCUCUACGUCAGAGAAGAAGAGUGUCUGUAGCUGGGAGAGACAGGCAGCACAUCACACCUCCUCCUGCUGGGAUGCUCCUCCUCAAUCUUUACAGCACUGGGCUGCAGCAUGCAAACCAGCAGGUCACACUGCCCCCUGCUGGACGUAGCUGAACCAGUUACAGAGCACCUGAUUCUUUGACCUGAGGUCGAAGGUGAACUUAUAGAAUGAGCUGCUUUUAGGCAAACAGGAAACCAUUUGACUGCAUAAAUGUAUUUAUCUUUAAUUUUUUCCUCCUGCUUAUUCUGUGUGAUUUAGGGGCUGUAGCUAAGAUAGACUUUAUAAAACAUUUCAUCUUAGCAUGAAGAGAUAAUAGCAAUAUUUUUACAUAACUAGAUCAUUGGGGUGAAAACUAUUAUGGUUGUUAAAGCGUCUCAUUUCCUUAAAGGUUGUGUUUAAUUGGGAUUGAAUUUGGGAAACUCUACGAGGCUUUUCCUGUUUGUCCGUAUUAGUAACGCUUCGCAGGCGUGGAGAAAAGCCAUGAGGGGAAUAUGGUGCUUUGCACAUUUUCGUUCCUUUAGUUGAGAAAUUUGUGACAAACCAACAUUACUUUGUGGAUAAUUAUGAGCAGGAAGAAAAGGAUGCAUGUUUUAGUUUUAUUUUGACUUAUGUUUACAAAUCUGAAAAGUGUGGGGUGUAUAUAUAUGCCCCCCAAUAAUAAUACAGGUUUUUUUUUUCUUAUUUUAAAUGUAAAUUGUUGUGUUCCAUUAACAAAGUGUUUCACCUCCUCCUUUAAAAAUAUGCACUUAUUUUAAGAGAAAUAUACUUAAUUAGAUUUAUAUUUUUUGCAGCGUAUCCUUUAUAGUUUAUCUUCCAGUAAAUUAUUUAGUUCCAUCUAUCAGCCUAUCUUCCAUGUUUGGAGCUUUUAAUGAAGGUGAAAUCAGAGUAAAGGUGUUGACAUCUUCCUCCAUCAGCUUCUCCAUGACGUCGCAUUGCCAUGCACUGCAAAAACGAUCUAGAAAUAAGUAAAAAUGUCUUAAAUGAAGUGUAUUCACCCUUAAUUUGAGUA
Cyprinodon variegatus (sheepshead minnow) is the source of this 1358-nucleotide messenger RNA. Its product is annotated as kelch domain-containing protein 8A-like. The transcript has 3 exons. The record is from RefSeq and is a predicted model, not a curated record. Lineage: Eukaryota; Metazoa; Chordata; Actinopteri; Cyprinodontiformes; Cyprinodontidae. Gene Ontology annotation, molecular function: protein binding. Bases 116 to 340 code for a protein of 74 amino acids.